Molecule: messenger RNA, 543 nt
Organism: Botrytis fragariae
Lineage: Eukaryota; Fungi; Ascomycota; Leotiomycetes; Helotiales; Sclerotiniaceae
Exons: 2
Coding region: 1-543 (180 amino acids)
Source: RefSeq, a predicted model, not a curated record
AUGAAGCUGAGCAUUUCUCUAAUCCUUCUGGCGGCCAUAACAUAUGCCCAAAAUGCCACAGUGACGUCGGCUCCCACGGAAACCGUCGUUGACUUGUUCCUGGGGGCGAAACGGUCAGGCAACUAUUCUUUUGAAGGUAGCAUUAUCACAGGCGAUGCGACCGCUACUACCUACGAAAUCCGAUGCAAAUCGGGUGCCCUUAAUCUACCCGGGUUUCCUACUACUACCUGUGAUCCCAAAGACCCGCUUUCGAUGGCUAUUGACACGGUGACGGCCUCCCUUGCUGAGACAUGCCGAUUGGAGCAUCAGACUGCUGCGUACUGCAAUUAUACUUUCGUAGAAACUCUAAGUAGCACCACUACUAGCACCUCCUAUACUACCAUCAUCACAAGCGCCAAUUAUAUCGAAUAUCCUGUUGCAAUCACGGCUGGAAUAGAAAAUCUUCCUACUGCCACCACAAAUACCGCAACCGCAACCACUGCGACUGCGGCUGAGACAUGCAAGCUGUCUCCAGAGAUCGACAAGAGGCCCAAGGGCAAUUAG